Symbiodinium sp. CCMP2592 is the source of this 351-nucleotide messenger RNA. NCBI's taxonomy places the organism in Eukaryota, Dinophyceae, Suessiales, Symbiodiniaceae. The record is from the annotation of a GenBank genome assembly.
AUGCGGCUCUUCGUCCGCGAUGUCGCGGGCACGACGCACUGCGUCGAGCCGGCGCCAACAGAGAGCAUUGCAAACUUGAAGGAACGCCUCGCUGGUGUCCAGUGCUGUGCCAGCACCGAGCAAUGCCUCCUUUUUGGUGGACGAUCACUCCGGGAUGAGGAGUUGCUUGGUGAGUGCGGCGUGGAGGAGGAGUCCACGAUCUUUCUAUCUGCAGAGCUCAGUGGCGGUGGCAAGAAGCGCAAGAAGAAGACCUACACCAAGCCAAAGAAGAUCAAGCACAAGAGGAAGAAGGUGAAGCUUGCAGUGCUGAAGUUCUACAAGGUUGAUUCCAACGACAAGGUGGGCACCUGA